UUCUGACCUCUAUGCUUUUAUCAAAAGAACCUGGACAGUUUAUAGGGGAACCGGAAGGGAAACUCGGCGAUGGCAGCACCCAGGCGGCGAUGCUCCAUCCAUCACUCCAUAUCUAUAUUUAGCUGAGACUUCAGACCCCCAUUUUUGCAUCUUUCUUGUGCUGCAACAUUUUACUGUUUCAAGCCUUCCAGAUAAAUUAACUCAAAUGUUUGAUCAUUUCCGAACAGCAGGGAACUGAAAAGCUUCUCUUAUUUAAUAUUCAGCCCUUUCAAGGAUCAUCUUUUUGACUUUCCAGAAGCUGUUAAAACAAGAAUUGUCUAUUCUAGUUUACAUUUAUACAUCUGACAAUUCUUGCGAGGUUGUAAGAAGUCAUGGCGGGAUUCGAGUAUGAUUUCCCUUCAAUUACAUCGUCUGGCCCUCUAAAUCUGUCAAAUUUCCCUGUUGAUGCACUUCCAGGUGAGCAUGACGGGGAUUCUUCGCUGCCGGGGGACACCUUUGGUGCUGUACUCCAGUACCUGAAUCAAAUGCUGAUGGGGGAAGACUUGGAGCAGAGGCCUUGCAUGUAUCAAGAGCUCUCGGCUUUACAAGCUGCUGAGAAAUCCUUCUAUGAUGCCCUCACUGGAGUGGAGGUUAUUAAGGUGGCUGACGAAAAGGAGAAAGAGAGGGACAAAUUUACAAAUGGAUCAGCAAAAAAAAGAAAUCAUUAUAGACAAGAUGAUGAGCAUGUAGAGGCAGGGAGAGCUACAAAGCAAUUUGCCAGUUAUGCUGAAGAGCCAACUGAGAUUUUCGAUGAGGCGCUGCUUUGCUCGAGCUCGAACGCUGGUUCUUGGGAUUUGUCUUACUGUGAGGCAAAACCAGGAAGACGGAAUAACCAGCAGAUUGGCCUAACCCAAGAGCCCAAACGAGGGAGGCCACGUGCUAGUGAGAGGAAACUGAAUAUAAGGGAAGUGGUUGAUAUGAGAAGCCUCCUUACUCAAUGUGCACAAUCCAUAUCAGACUUUGAUAAUCGAACUGCCAACCAAUUGCUGAAUCAGAUUAGGCAACACUCUUCUCCUCAUGGUGAUGGUAAUGAAAGAUUGGCUCAUUACUUUGCUGAUGCCCUUGAGGCACGCGUUUCUGGUAUGGGAACAACUAUGUAUACAGCCUUUUCUACGAGAGUGUCAGCAGCAGAUACAUUGAAAGCCUAUCAGGCAUAUAUCUUGGCAUCCCCCUUCCGCAAAAUGUCAAACAUUCUUACUGGGAAGACAAUUCAAAAACUGACUACAGAAGCAAGCCAAAUUCACAUAAUUGAUUUUGGUAUUCUGUAUGGAUUUCACUGGCCCUGCUUUAUCCAGGCUUUAUCGAAGAGGCCCAGAGGGCCCCCAAAGCUUCGCAUUACAGGUAUAGAUCUUCCCCAACCGGGUCUUCGGCCAGCAGAAAGAGUUGAGGAAACUGGACGUAGGCUUGCCCAUUAUUGCAAGAAAUUCAAUGUUCCAUUUGAAUAUCAUGCUAUUGCAAGGAAAUGGGAAACCAUUAGCCUAGAAGAAUUGAAGAUUGACAGAUGUGAAACAGUCAUAGCAACUUGUUUGUACAGGCUGAGGAAUGUUCCUGAUGAGACAUCAGUUACAAGCAGUGCAAGAGACACCGUUCUCCACUUGAUCAAGAAAAUAAAUCCUGAUCUUUUCGUACAUGGAAUCCUUAAUGGAACAUAUAAUGCUCCCUUUUUUGUCAUGCGGUUUAGAGAGGCACUACAUCAUUUCUCCUCUCUGUUUGAUAUGUUUGAUAAGACCUUACCACGCCAUGAUCAAGAUAGGUUGGUGUUUGAGAAAGAAGUCCUUGGGAGGCAGUCUAUGAAUGUCAUAGCAUGUGAAGGUACUGCAAGGAUUGAGAGGCCAGAGACAUACAAGCAAUGGCAAGCGAGAAAUGAAAGAGCUGGAUUCAGGCAGAUUCCAUUGAACAAGGACAUUGUCAAAGAAGUUAGGGCCAAGGUGAAACUGCAGUAUCACAAGGAUUUUCUGGUGGAUGAGGAUGGCAAGUGGAUACUGCAGGGCUGGAAGGGACGAGUUAUCUAUGCACUCUCAUAUUGGAAGCCAGCUCACGAACAGGCGGAUUGGUGUCUCUGUUGUUCUACAGUGUUCUCAUUAGAAAACAUAAAUACGUGCGCCAAGGUCAAUUUGGAACUGUCGGGCUCAGAUUUGCUGUUGUUUUGUAUGAAUUCAUCCGUUAAAGAACAAAAGGACAAAUUUCACAGCUCAGAAACCUUGACGGUUGGGAUUUCAAGUCAAAGACUCUUCAGUCAGAGGAGCAGAUAUGAAUUUGUUCAUUGAAUUCUCUUCAAACAGAGAUUUUCUUCACUGACGUGAGAAUUGUUCAUUAUUGUAAAUUUGACUUUUUAGCUUCAACAUUUUAAGUUUGUCAUUGCUUGCCUCUAGUCAGAGCAGCAGACAUGAAUUUGUUCAUUGAAUUCUCUUCAAAUUUUAGAUUUUCUUCUCUGACGUGAGAAUUGUUCAUGUUUGUAAA
Molecule: messenger RNA, 2499 nt
Organism: Coffea arabica (coffee)
Lineage: Eukaryota; Viridiplantae; Streptophyta; Magnoliopsida; Gentianales; Rubiaceae
Product: scarecrow-like protein 30
Source: RefSeq, a predicted model, not a curated record